Molecule: messenger RNA, 1493 nt
Organism: Nannospalax galili (Upper Galilee mountains blind mole rat)
Lineage: Eukaryota; Metazoa; Chordata; Mammalia; Rodentia; Spalacidae
Gene: Rgn
Product: regucalcin
Exons: 7
Coding region: 122-1024 (300 amino acids)
Biological process (GO): L-ascorbic acid biosynthetic process
Molecular function (GO): calcium ion binding; gluconolactonase activity; enzyme regulator activity
Source: RefSeq, a predicted model, not a curated record
CUGGCAUAAAAGGUGGCCUUGCAUGGUUUGAGUAGCAGGUUCACUGAGGUGUGGAUGUUAGACUGUCACCUUUCUCUUUUAAAGAUACCUUGGAAAACCGUCACAGGUUUCUCCUGUGACAAUGUCUUCCAUCAAGAUUGAGUGCGUUUUGCGAGAGAACUGUAGGUGUGGGGAGUCUCCAGUAUGGGAGGAAGCGACCAACUCUCUGCUCUUCGUAGAUAUCCCUGCAAAGAAGGUUUGCCGGUGGGAUCUGCUCAGCAAGCAAGUGCAACGAGUGGCUGUGGAGGCCCCAGUUAGUUCAGUGGCUCUUCGCCAGUCUGGAGGUUAUGUUGCCACCAUUGGAACCAAGUUCUGUGCUUUGAACUGGGAAAAUCAAUCAGUAGUUGUCCUGGCCACAGUGGAUAAAGAUAAGAAAAACAAUCGAUUCAAUGAUGGGAAGGUGGAUCCGGCUGGGCGAUACUUUGCUGGCACCAUGGCUGAGGAAACUGCCCCAGCAGUUCUUGAAUGGCACCAAGGGUCCUUGUACUCCCUCUUUCCUGAUCACCAUGUAAAGAAAUACUUUGACCAAGUGGAUAUCUCCAAUGGUUUGGAUUGGUCCCUAGACCACAAAAUUUUCUACUACAUUGACAGCCUGUCCUACUCCGUGGAUGCCUUUGACUAUGACCUGCAAACAGGACAGAUCUCCAACCGCAGAAGUGUUUACAAGCUGGAGAAAGAUGAACAAAUCCCAGAUGGAAUGUGCAUUGAUGCUGAGGGAAAGCUUUGGGUGGCCUGUUACAAUGGAGGAAGAGUGAUUCGCCUAGAUCCUGAAACAGGGAAAAAACUCCAAACUGUGAAAUUGCCUGUUGAUAAAACAACUUCAUGCUGCUUCGGAGGGAAGGAUUACUCUGAAAUGUAUGUGACCUGUGCCAGAGACGGGAUGGACCCUGAUGGCCUAUUGAGGCAACCUGAAGCUGGUGGAAUUUUCAAGGUGAUAACUGGUCUUGGGGUCAAAGGAAUUGCCCCCUACCCCUAUGCAGGAUGAGUCACAGAUCUUUCCUGACAGAGGAAGAAGCUUUGAAGACAACUAGGAAAUCUGGGGCUGAAAUCAAUGAAAUUUCAAGCUAGCUUUAAAAAUGAGGCAUUAAUAUUAUAGCAGGGUUAAGUUUUAAUUUUCAAUUUGGAGGAGAUAUUUGGGAAUGGGUCCAGGACAUGGUGUAUUAAUAAAGCACAUGUUUGAACAGUGAGCUACAUCCCCAGCACCCUUAAUUUACAAUUUUAAUGUAGAGCACUUUUCACAGGAGAUGACAGGUAGUUUUAAUAACACACACUAAGGCCUUCUGUAAAUCCUAUAGAAAUUCAAAGAGUAGUUGAACUGUCAAACAACCUAUUGAUCCUUUGUAAAUUGCUCAGAGACGUUGAAAUGGGAGCAUGUCUAAUCUUCAUUCUGCAUUCCAUACUUACUAUACCCAAAGCUUCAAAAAAUGAAUACACAGAAAUUUGUGGAUGGUUUA